UCUGUCGUCCAAUGGACGGACGGUUUGCGGUAUUGGCUCCAAUUUUCCAUACUGUUAGCCGAGUAGCCCUAGAGUCUAGACGCUACACGUAAACACGACACAUCGACUCGAUCAUCGAUGUCAAAGUACAAAUACUGCUAAACACGUGAAUACUGAACAUCGUUUAGCCUGACUUUGCAGAAGUUAUCUACACAUUGCAUCAUUGUUGAAAAAAAAUUAUAGUUUAUAUCUGUUUAUGUGGUGAAUAAAUGUUCAUUUUAAACUCGAGAGUCUGUGAAACGCAAGUGUUUUGGAAGAUUUUUUUAAUUAAUUAUAUUUAAUCGAUUGGAGGCCAAACAAGAUGGCACCCAAUACAGUGGACGUGAAUGGAGUGCUGUUUGAGAGUGAUGCGGCAACUCCUGACAUGGCUCUACCAAUCACUCCAGUUCAGCAAGCAGACAGCAGUCCAAGGAAAUUUGUUUGGAGAAACAUCAUUGCAUUUACUUACUUGCACAUUGCUGCACUGUAUGGAGGAUACCUGUUCCUUUUCUCUGCAAAAUGGCAAACUGAUAUAUUUGCCUAUGUGCUUUAUGUGAUGUCUGGACUGGGCAUAACGGCAGGCGCCCACCGACUCUGGGCCCACAAGUCGUACAAGGCAAAAUGGCCGCUUCGCCUCAUCCUUGUCAUCUUUAACACUUUGGCAUUCCAGGACUCUGCCAUCGACUGGGCGCGCGACCACCGCAUGCACCACAAGUACUCGGAGACGGACGCCGACCCCCACAACGCCACCCGCGGCUUCUUCUUCUCCCACAUCGGCUGGCUGCUGGUGAGGAAGCACCCCGAGCUCAAGCGGAAGGGCAAGGGGCUCGACCUGAGCGACUUGUACGCGGACCCCAUAUUGCGCUUCCAGAAGAAGUACUAUCUACUCCUCAUGCCGAUCGCCUGCUUCAUACUGCCGACAGUGAUACCGGUGUACUACUGGGGCGAGACGUGGCUCAACGCCUACUUCGUGGCCGCAAUGUUCCGGUAUGCGUUCAUCCUCAACGUCACAUGGUUAGUGAACUCCGCUGCCCACAAGUGGGGCGACAAGCCCUAUGACAAGAACAUCCAGCCUUCAGAAAACAUUUCAGUCUCAGUGUUCGCUCUUGGUGAAGGCUUCCACAACUACCACCACACUUUCCCAUGGGACUACAAAACCGCCGAACUGGGCAACAACAGGUUGAACUUCACCACCAACUUCAUCAACUUCUUCGCCAAAAUCGGCUGGGCCUACGACCUUAAGACAGUGUCAGACGAAAUUAUCCAGAACAGGGUAAAACGCACCGGCGACGGCACUCAUCAUCUGUGGGGUUGGGGCGACAAGGAUCACUCGGCUGAGGAAAUCAAAGCCGCUAUAAGAAUUAACCCCAAGGACGAGAAAGAUGAUUAAAUAGUUGCAAAUUAAUAACAAAGCUAAUAGCAAACUAAACACAAAAUAACAAUAGCACAAUAAAAGUCCAUUCGUACGUCACAUUUCUGUUGACCGAGAUUUGAUGUGUCAUUGUAUAGAUUGUAUAACGUGAGCCUGCGAUAGCCAGACUGACCUUAUUUUGUGAAGACUGAAAGUUAGUCAGCCUAUGCUUCUGCCAUAACCCAUGGUAGCUAAUUAUUGAGCUUGGACUUUGGUGGUUUUUGAAGAAGGGUAAGAUAGUGUAAUCUAAAAUACGUAUUAGAGACGUUCACUCAUCUGUUUAUUGGGUAAAAAGUGUUUUUUAUCAAAACUAGGAUGGUGGGAAUAUAUUGAGAGUUGCCUCAAAAACUCCUGGCUAAUAGUUUGGCCAAGAAGUGUCUAAUUCGGAUCUUCUACUAGUAGUACUAAAACGUAAUUUUAGUACCACUAUCUUCUAUUAUCUAUGGGAUAUUAUGAGGAAUCAUGUCUUCAGUCGCCAGUACUUUAUCUUCACACAACACAUCGCUAGAGACCUUUGAAAUUUGAUCUUUACCUGUGUUUUUCAAAUUGCCUCGAAGCUAAUUGGCGACUCAUUGAUUCUCAUGUGUUUUCAUUCAGCUCUGAAAUAUCCUAUAUGGUAGGACCAUAGGCUGACAAAUUUUCAUUCCGCCGAGGGAUAUUCUAUGAGCCAUAGGCUUACAAAUUUUCAUUCAGCUGUGGAAUAUUCUAUAUUACCAUAGGUUGAGAAAUUUUCAGCCUUCAUAAUAUUUUAUGUCUCGCUAUGUCAGGCCUUAUCUUACUCCAUUAAGUAACUAAACUAACAAGAUUAAUUCUGUUAAGAUGUUAGAUAAAGUGUCGUCAUAUGUUAUCAAUUCCCUCUGACCUUUCCAUCUAGCGCCAUAUCGAGCCAGUAAAACUGCAACGUAGAUUUUUUUAUGUCGUAUUUAUUGCGUCACUUAAAAUCGAUUAUUCAUAAAUAAUAAAAUUAUUUAUUAUAAUAUUGAUAAUAAUCUACACAACAUGGACAUGGCGGGGAACUGGGUAGAGGCAACUAAAUGUUGUAACCAGUUGAUGAAAGGUCAAAACCUUUUAAACUGGGAUUUUAACGGAUGGCCCUUAAAAAUAAUUGAUGUGAUCUUUAUCUAUAAAAAGAAAAAUAAUCAAGAUUUCUUGAAAUGUUUUUUAUUUAAUAAUUUUAAAAUAUUAUAUUUUGAUCUUAACACUGUUGAGGUCGAAUUCGCAAGGCUAUCGAGAUAACCAUUUUUGAAAUUGCAAUUUAUUUUUUAUUUGUAAUUUAUUAUUCGAUUAACACAUUAUACUGUUCAAUUUAACCUUAACGAAUCGAGGAAAAAAGUAAUUUAUCACAAACAUACUGUUAAAUUAUGAAACAAGGAAAUAUUUAAACAAAUUGUGACGAACAACUAUAAUAAAGAAUUGUUGUAAAAUUAGAAUUAAUAUAAUGGAUUUAAUAAAAAUUAUACAUAUAAUGUUUCUAAGCACGAAAUCUUUACAAAUGGAUCUGAAUAUAACAAGGUUUCUUGUAGCCUUGCAAAUAAUCGAAUAAAAAUAUGAAAUGUUACAAAAAAUAUCGAAUAAAAAAAUCUUAAGGCUUCCUAUUAGAUUCUAUCGAGGUUUUACUUGGGUUAGCUAAAAUCGUUUGAUAUAUUUUAGCAUUAAAAAUGUCGUUAGAGGGACUGAAUAUAUAAAAACAAACAGUUUUUAUGUAUUUAUAACCCAGGCGUAUUAUGUAGUUUGCAUAAUCUUUAGUGUAAACAUUCACUACGUGAGUAUGUUUGUUUAUAAGCAUUAUAAACAGAAAUAGUGUAAUGGCGCCUUUAGUAUAUUUAUAAAUAUGUAUUUUUUAACUCAAGGUAUUAUGGUAAACAAUGAUGUUUUUAUGGAUUUACUAAUACAUAGAAAACUGGUCAAGUGAGCUUAGGAUGUGAAACCUUUAUUAAUAAAACCAAUAGGGACCCCGUUACUUUUGCAAUUACCUCUAAUGGUGUAGGUUUUUUAUAGGAAAAUGUUUGGUCAAUUCUUACCAAUCUUGGUAGUACUCUUUAAUAAAAUGCGGUUUUCCUACGCAUAUCCCGAUCCCGGAGGAAUUUUAGCUGAAAUGCCGUAUUUCCACCGGAUAACGGAGGGAUUUCGGGAUUAAAAACAGCCCUUUUCCUCAAUAACUUCCUCUAUCUUCUAGUGAAACCAUUAAACUUGGUUCAGGCAUUCCAGCGAUUAACCCUGGGACAAAAAUAAUUAACUUAACUUGAUUUAAACGCCCCGCCUCUAUCAGGAUUACAAUCAUUCCAAAUACUUAGUUGUGACCUAUUUACAUAAGCAAAACGCAUUUACACCAGGUUAUUUGAUAAACUGGGUAAAUGAUCCUCUUCAAGUGAAAGAUAAGUUGAAGCAAUAUAAGCCUAACGUGGCCAAGAAUGAGACAUAUAUCCCAUAUACAAGUAUAUAUUUACGAGUAUUUAUUUUACCUUCCUUGGCCAGUGGGGGAAAAAAAUAUUUCUUGUUUAGCAUUGUUUAUUAUAAUACAAUUUGUUAAUUAGAGUGCGCGCAGGAUAAGUCUGCUCGCGACUAGUGGCGCUCUUGAUGCCAGCUAGGCGAUCUCUUUUAGUCACCUAGAGAGGGAUAGAGAAGCUCAACGGAAAGAGCGGUCGGACUCAUCACCGAGGGGUGGUGGUUCGAUCUCCGCCCCGUUGGUCUAUUGUUGUACCCACUCCUAACCUAAUACAGUCUUUCCCGACUAGUUGGAGAGGAAUGCGAAUAUUGGUCAUAAAAAAAGAGAUAGACGACAAUAUGGCGGCAUUUGAUUAGUUCUUGAUUUUGGCCACGCGUAAACUUAUCGUGUGCGCUCUCUAUGCGAUAGAAGCUUUCUAGCGCGCUAUGAUUAGUGAAUAUAUUUUCUGCUGAAUGCAUAAUAUCUAACUUAUUUUACGUGUAAGUAAUUCUGAGUUUAUAUAGAGUGAUCAUUUUAGGUAACACAUCAGUAUUAUACACCGCAUACAAAAAUAACAAUGGGUAUUUUGUCACUAGUCGUCGUAUGCAUUUGUAGCACAUUUUUUUUUUAUAAAAACAUUAUUAUAUUUGUUACCUAUAAUAAUAACGCAACACCCAGUGAGUUAUUUUUGUCUGUUCGAAUAUUUUAAAUGUUAUAGGUUGUACGUGUUUAGUGUAUCGUAACGAUGUGGUCUGUGAGACUAACCGUAGGCAUUGUACGAUACCUGUGGCGAUGUAUGGGUUAAGUACGUGACUAGUUUCACGUCGGCGCAGGGGGUGCGGGGUAUGACGUCAUAAGUGAGCGGGUGCUAAUGAGUGAGGAGUGUCCUUCAUUCAUUGCCUGAUAGUUUUCUCGCCCGCGAGAGGAGCGACAGGGGCGCUCCCCUCUGUUGCCAUACCUCGUAAGGGUUUACACACAUAUCAACCGGAAAACGGAUGAUAAUCGUAUUGCUCAAGCGUCGAAUCGUCUACGGCUCGCCGAUCGCAGGUUGACGGCCAGGCGAUACGCGGGAGGGGUUUUUGGGGUUGGACUAUUCCGAUAGAAAAUUAUUUUGGAGGUGAACUACAAUGCCUAUGAUUUUGGACUGAUGUGUAAAGGUAAAUGUGAUAUGGUAGGUAAGUAAAGUAGGAAAGAAAAUGUUAUAUCGUUGUCAUCAAUGGAAUGUCGUAUUUAAUAUUUAUUAUUUGUUUAAACAAAAGCACAAAUGAAAAAUACAAAAACACUUAUUCAUAUUAAUACUUAAUAGCAAGUAAAUAGAUAUUUUAACUGUCAUCCCAUUGUUUUUUAAACUCAGGUUAAGCUUGCUUCAAACGGUGAUGAAUAUUAAAGGUGAAAAUUGUGUCUUAACUAUUGGACUAUUUGUUAAAAACACUAAUAUAUUUGACGCCGUGUGAAGUGAGCACUAUAGUUGUUAAUAAUAAUAAUAAUUAAUUAGGCUUAGGCCUACACUGCUGUUCUUAAAUUAUACCAGUGCAAAAUUA
Molecule: messenger RNA, 5395 nt
Organism: Bicyclus anynana (squinting bush brown)
Lineage: Eukaryota; Metazoa; Arthropoda; Insecta; Lepidoptera; Nymphalidae
Gene: DESAT4
Product: acyl-CoA Delta-9 desaturase
Exons: 5
Coding region: 341-1408 (355 amino acids)
Biological process (GO): unsaturated fatty acid biosynthetic process
Cellular component (GO): endoplasmic reticulum membrane
Molecular function (GO): iron ion binding; stearoyl-CoA 9-desaturase activity
Source: RefSeq, a predicted model, not a curated record